This is a messenger RNA of Penicillium crustosum, 183 nucleotides long. RefSeq lists its product as uncharacterized. The coding region runs from base 1 to 183 and encodes 60 amino acids. NCBI's taxonomy places the organism in Eukaryota, Fungi, Ascomycota, Eurotiomycetes, Eurotiales, Aspergillaceae. The record is from RefSeq and is a predicted model, not a curated record. The transcript has a single exon.
AUGCAGGCAAUGAAGCUCGAUAAAAAAAAAGGCAUGAUUGACGAACAAAGGGGCGUUAUCUUCGAACUCGAGGCGCAGAAACGAAAGCUUGCUGGUGAUCUUGAAGAACAAGAUGGAAAGGCGGCUUCGUUGCUUGAAUGUUUAGAAGGGAAUGGUGUAGAAUUCACAUUCCUCUGGAACUAG